Messenger RNA from Rubroshorea leprosula, 980 nucleotides. Lineage: Eukaryota; Viridiplantae; Streptophyta; Magnoliopsida; Malvales; Dipterocarpaceae. The record is from the annotation of a GenBank genome assembly.
AUUAAUGAAGUCUUUCUCAGAUACACAUCUAUCAAGCAUAUCAAAAUGCAGACUUUAAAACUUUUCAGAACAGCUGGGUCAUAGCUCUGCGCUACACCAAUGGUCGGGAAAAGCAAGAAGGUCGUUUGGCAUUUGGUGAUCAACGUGUAGGAGAAAAAGGGCGAAAUCGGAGGGCUCUGAUUGAGAGAAGAUUAGGGCUUCUGGGGAAUUUGUUCAUCCUUUAUGAAUAGGGGAUUUAUUUCGGAUGUAAAAUGAGGGAGCCGACAGAGAAAAGAAAAAAAAAAGAGAGACAAGAAGAAGAUCCGAGUGCCUUGGGUUGCUGGCAGGAGGAAUUUCGAGUUCCCUACUGCUUGUAAUUUGAUCUGGAAUUUAGAUUGUGGUGCUCAAAGUUUGACAACAGAAGGAUUUCUAAGUUGCCAAUCACCAUGGAUGAGAGAAUGAGAGAGGUUUCUGAAGCAGGAAAUGUUAGUGAUUUGUAUGAACUGAUUCAACAGAAUCCAUAUGUUUUGAAGAGCAUUGAUGAAUUUCCUUUUGUUGACACUCCCUUGCAUAGAGCAGCCUCCGAAGGGCAUAUUGAUUUUGUUAUGGAAAUUAUGAACUUAAAGCCAUCAUUUGCAAGGAAACUAAACCCAUCUGGGUUUAGCCCGAUGCACCUUGCCCUCCAAAAUGACAAAAAUCUGGUAGCAAGUGAGCUUUUGAAAGUUGACAAAGAUCUGGUUCGUGUCAAAGGGAGUGGUGGUUUAACACCUCUUCAUCUUGCAGUUGAACAAGGAAAAUUGGAUAUUAUGGCUGAAUUUCUCGAUGCUUGCCCUGAAUGCAUCACAGAUGUGACCAUUCAAGAAAGGGUGGAGAGAGGACUUGGAGGAAAAGGAGAGGUACCCAGAGUUCCUUCUUUUGAUAAGGUUAAAAUUAAUUUUCUUUGUUCAUCUUCUGUCAUUAUAUAGCAGAAAUCUUAUAAUACAUAAACAAUAAUUUCUACC